AUGAUUUCUUCGAAUGCAUGGUUGGCCAGCAUGAGCAACAGUAUCUUAUCUUACGCCCCCUCCCUGUCCUCAUUAGUGUCUGUGUGGAAACAUCAUGCUGAUGCCAACCUUACAUCAACAGAAAAACAGCCAAUAAACCUCAUGGACCCACAAACAUGCACAUAUACAAGUAUGUGUAGCAAAGAUAUUGGCCUGACUAUGAUAUCAAAUCAACCUCAGAAAUCCCCCGAAGCUUAUUUGUAUUCUACUUUACGAAACCCCAUGAGGAUAUUGCGCUUUUCAUGUAUUGAGCGCAUCCACUUUGCUAGAUUUCUUGGUUCUGAGUGGCAAGCUAACAUGGGGGAGAUAGCUUUACCAAAUGGCAUUAGCAAUGGCAGUAUUAAUGGAGUCAAUGGACAAAGCCAUUCUCUGAAUGGUUACAGGAAGAGUUGUUGGUAUGAAGAAGAGAUCGAAGAGGACUUAAGAUGGUGCUUUGCUCUCAACAGUAUAUUGCAUACAGGAGCUAGCCAGUACCAAGACAUUGCUUUGUUGGACACAAAACCCUUUGGAAAGGCUUUGGUAAUUGAUGGAAAGCUUCAGAGUGCCGAGACAGAUGAAUUUAUCUAUCAUGAAUGUCUAGUUCAUCCGGCUCUGCUUCACAAUCCUAACCCAAAGAAUGUUUUUAUUAUGGGAGGAGGAGAAGGCUCUACUGCAAGAGAAUUGCUCAGGCACAAGACCAUAGACAAAGUAGUAAUGUGUGACAUAGAUGAGGAGGUGGUGAAUUUCUGCAAAUCGUACUUGGUUGUGAACAAGGAAGCAUUCCGUGAUCAAAGACUUGAGGUCGUCAUCAAUGAUGCCAGGGCUGAGCUAGAAGCGAGAGAUGAGAGUUAUGAUGUGAUAAUUGGCGACUUGGCAGAUCCAAUUGAUGGAGGACCUUGCUAUAAACUCUACACUAAAUCCUUCUAUGAGUUAAUUGUCAAGCCUAGACUGAAGCAAGGUGGCAUAUUUGUGACACAGGCGGGACCAGCUGGAAUAUUUAGCCACACAGAAGUGUUCUCAUGUAUCUACAACACCUUGAGAAAAGUUUUCAAGUAUGUGGUGCCUUAUUCAGCUCACAUCCCAUCCUAUGCUGAUAUCUGGGGAUGGGUCAUGGCUUCAGAUUCUCCAUUAGACCUGAAUGCAGAAGAGCUAGACCUCAGAAUGAGACAAAGGAUUAAGGGGGAAAAUAGAUAUCUUGAUGGGAAAACAUUCACAUCCGCCUCAACUUUGAGCAAAACUGUUCGCAAGUCGCUGGACAAUGAAACCCAUGUAUACACAGAGGAAAGUGCUAGGUUCAUAUAUGGCCAUGGCAAGCAUGCAUAA
Molecule: messenger RNA, 1341 nt
Organism: Sphenostylis stenocarpa
Lineage: Eukaryota; Viridiplantae; Streptophyta; Magnoliopsida; Fabales; Fabaceae
Source: the annotation of a GenBank genome assembly